Molecule: messenger RNA, 1365 nt
Organism: Coccomyxa subellipsoidea C-169
Lineage: Eukaryota; Viridiplantae; Chlorophyta; Trebouxiophyceae; Coccomyxaceae
Product: NGP1NT-domain-containing protein
Exons: 10
Cellular component (GO): nucleolus
Molecular function (GO): GTP binding
Source: RefSeq, a predicted model, not a curated record
GAAGACAAUCGGAAGCCCAAACAUUCUAGGGAUGCAAACAGACCUGCCAAGGGCGCAAAAGAACAGCGAGAUGCAUCCACGGUUCGCCGCCUCAAGAUGUACAGCAAGACUGCCAAGCGUGACAAGAAGGGAAAGAUUUUGCACCAGGAGUUUCAAUCAAAGGUGCUGCCUCAAACAAGGAUCCAGCCAGACCGCCGCUGGUUUGGCAACACCCGCGUCAUCGGCCAGAAACAGCUGGAGCAGUUCCGCGAUGAAAUGAGCGCCAAGGUGAAUGACUCAUACACCGUGCUCCUGCGCGAGAAGAAGCUUCCGCUGGCUCUGCUGGAGGAUCCUGAGGCGGCUGCAAAGACCGGCCGCAAGGCGGCGCGCGCGAGCCUCACAGCCGCGCACCCAUUCGCGACCACCUUUGGCGCCAAGCAGACGCGCAAGCGGCCCAAGCUGGCAGCCGAGACAUACGGCGACCUCGUUGGCAGCGCAGCCCAGACCAGCGCCAAAUAUGAUGAGAAGGUGGAGGGCGAGGCAGAGGGGGAGUUUGAGGGGACCAGGAUAGCCGCCAGGGAGAAGCUGUUUGACAAGGGGCAGUCCAAGCGCAUCUGGGGCGAGCUCUACAAGGUCAUCGACUCUUCCGACGUCGUCGUGCUUGAUGCUCGGGACCCGCUGGGCACGCGCUGCACAUAUCUGGAGCAGCACCUGAAGAAGAACGCGCGGCACAAGCACAUGCUGCUGUUGCUCAAUAAGUGCGACCUGGUGCCGGCAUGGGUGACGAAGCGAUGGUUGAAGCAUCUCAGUGCAGACUUCCCCACGCUGGCUUUCCACGCCAGCAUCACCAACCCCUUUGGCAAGGGCAGCUUGCUAAGCCUGCUGCGCCAGCUGUCGCGCCUGCGGUCCGACAAGAAGUUCAUCUCUGUCGGCUUUGUGGGCUACCCCAACGUUGGCAAAUCCUCUGUCAUCAACACCCUCCGCACCAAGAAGGUGUGCAAGGUGGCACCGGUGCCAGGUGAGACAAAGGUGUGGCAGUACAUCACACUGAUGAAGCGCAUCUUCCUCAUCGACUGCCCCGGAGUCGUCUACAACAAGACAGACGACUCCGAGACGGACGCUGUUCUCAAGGGCGUAGUGCGCGUGGAGAACCUGGCUGAUGCCACGGAACACAUCAAAGCAGUCAUUGACCGGAUCAAACCCGAGUAUCUGCGGCGGGCGUACAAGGUGCGCACCUGGACGGACGCGGAGGACUUUUUGACCAAGCUGGCGCAGGCGAGCGGCAAACUCAUGCGCGGCGGCGAGCCCGACCUCAACACCGCCGCCAAGAUGGUGCUCUACGACUGGCAGCGCGGCAAGAUCCCCUUCUUCCGGCUGCCGCCCGAC